This is a messenger RNA of Peronospora belbahrii, 2736 nucleotides long. Lineage: Eukaryota; Oomycota; Peronosporomycetes; Peronosporales; Peronosporaceae. The record is from the annotation of a GenBank genome assembly.
AUGAAUUGCAUGUCACCAUCAAUACUUAUUGGAGCGAAUUGGCCUAACGAAAUAUAUGGGAAGUCCUCAAGUGUCCAUACUGAUACUUUCUCUCUUAGUCAUGAGAAGAAAUUUAGUCACUUAAAUCAUUGCAAUGGAAAACGUAAUGUCUAUAAAUUUGGUGGUACAUCUGUUGGUAGUCCUACCAGACUUUGUGGUCUUGUGCAGAUUAUUCAGAAUGAACGUGAACGUGUGGUAGCACUUGUCGUAUCUGCUAUGGGUCAUACAACGGACGAUUUAUUGCAUGCAAUAUCGUUUGCAGCAAAAGGUGAUGCUAAAACUGCACUUGAGAUUGUAAACAAGUUGCAACUGCUGACGCUCCGAAAUGCCCAUGACACACAAAAAGAACAACUCGAGAUUCAGCAAUAUGAAGACAUGACUGAUAUGAUUAUUGAUCAUUUUAAACCUCUACGGGAACUGCUAUUUGGUAUCUCUUUGUUGCAAGAACAAACGACUGCAGCAACGGACAUGGUGCUAUCGUACGGUGAACGGAUUUGUGCUAAAAUUGUCGCCAAGCUAUUGACUAUCGCCGGCGUUGAAGCAUUUUAUCUAGAUGCAUCGAAGUGGUUAAUCACCGAUGAUACUUAUGGCUGUGCUAAGGUCCUAUUUGACGAAUCCAAGGAAAAGCUACAGGAAUUAGCAAUGCAAUGGAAACCCAAUACGCUGCCAGUGAUUACGGGUUUCAUUGCUAGUACUCGUAGUGGUCGCACUACCACACUGGGACGUAAUGGAUCGGACUAUACUGCUACGUUGGUAGGUGCUUCUCUUGGUGCCGACUACGUGCUUAUCAACACGGACGUCUCGGGCGUCAUGACGGCGGAUCCGAGGAUUGUCGAACGCGCUGUAGCGCUGUCUCACUUGAACCACUACGAAGCUCUGGAGCUUGCAGUCUAUGGCACUCGCAUGUUCCACGCACGAACCAUGGUGCCGCUUAUCAAAAGCGGGGUGACUAUGCUUAUUCGCAACACCAUGGAUCCGGAUGGCCAUGGUACAUACAUUAGCAACGUUGGACGCUCAGAUACGCGUGAGACGUGCACCACAUCGUUGGAGAACCUGAUGAUUAUUGAGGCUCGUACAAGGAUCCUGCAGGAUAGCAGUAAUGACUCUCGCCAGGUCGAAAAUAUUGGUGCUCGUGUGACAAAGGCGCUGGAAGAGCUUAAGAUUCCUGUGUGGCUAUCGAUCCGUGGUGCCCACGGACAAGCAAUUAGCGUCGUGGUGCCUCGCAUCAGCGGAGAGCAGGCCUGCGCUGCCAUCAACGCUGAGCUGAGUACUGAAAUUGAGUCUCACGAAGUCGACCAUGUCAACUCGGAGUGUCCUGUGACCAUGCUUUCUGUUGUGGCCGAAGACCUGUCCAAGGUGCCGCACAACCAGACAAAGUUCUUCGGAGCUCUUGCUGCUGCUGAUAUUGAAGUCCUGGCUGUCGGUCAGGGUACGAGCUCACGGUCGCUGAGCUGCGUAAUUCGCGGUGCCGAUACAAAAGUGGCUGUACGUCGCAUGCACGACGCUUUUAACGUGGACUACCUCGUGACAAACGUUGUACUUCUAGGCUGCAACCACAUCACGUUAGAUGUAGUCCGUCAGCUUCAGAAGCAGGAGAAGUUGUACCGCUACCAACACAAGGCACGCGUUAACAUUGUUGGUUUUGGCUCUAAAUGUUGCGACUUCCUCUACAACUCGAAGGGCUUCUCGUUUGUGGAGCUUAUAUUGCGUCUAGAAAGCUGCAAGACUACGAGCGCCGUUGUGUCUGCGUCACCGUCACUUGGAUCGAUUCCGUAUUCUGGUGCUCCUUCGCUUGAGCAGCUAGACCAGUUGCAAGAUUUGGCAAUCCCAAUCCUGAUCGACUGCUCUGGUCAGGGUAGCACGCAAGACCUCUACUUGGCUUGCAUUGAGCGUGGAAUACACGUUGUUGCCUCGAAUGCCCGCUCAGUGUGCCGUCUUCCACCUACUGCAUCACGCGAAAGUGUCGCCACCACUCGCAACAUGACCGGUCGUACGUUCUUCAUGUACACGUCGACUAUCGGCGCAAGUUUGCCUGUUAUUGAUACCCUUGGCAACAUCUUGCGCACGGGUGACCGAGUGCUUAGCAUUGAGACGUCGUUGAGUGGAUCCAUGAACUUUGUUGCAAACGAGGUGAUGAAGGGCAAAGCGCUUUCCGAAGCUGUUGGCGAGGUACUUCGUAAGGGCUACUGCGAGCGUGACCCGCGCGAGGAUUUCACGGGCACGGACAUGGUCGCCAAAAUCGUAGUAUUGGCUCGUGCUCUCGGUGUGCAUAUUAGCACUAGCGCUGUUCAACUAGAGCCUCUCAUUCCGCAGAGCGUUCUUGAUACUAUUGCGUGGUGUAACGAUAUGGACGUGAACGACAUUGUCACCGGGCUCAAAGCUUACGAUGAGACUUUCCGAGAAAAGUAUUACGUGCCUGCUGUGGCAGAAGGCAAACGUCUUCACUACGUUGCUUCAAUCAAUCUGGCCAAAUUUCCGUCAAUUGACGCUACGAUCAAGCCUCUGCUCAUUAGCGAGGAUCACCCGGCCUUCUACACUAAAGACAACGAAAUUGCCUUUGGCUUUUCCUCAGUGCAAUAUCCGAACGCGCUUGUCCUCAAGGGCUCCGGCACAGGUGCUGCUGCUAGCGCUACUGGCGUCCUCCGAGAUGUCCUCACUAUUCUUAACUCGCUUAAUGGCAAGAACAUUUGCGUCUAA